Molecule: messenger RNA, 1021 nt
Organism: Lathyrus oleraceus (garden pea)
Lineage: Eukaryota; Viridiplantae; Streptophyta; Magnoliopsida; Fabales; Fabaceae
Exons: 2
Coding region: 13-822 (269 amino acids)
Source: RefSeq, a predicted model, not a curated record
UGUAUCCUCAAGAUGGAUCUUCAAACUCCACAUGACAAAAAGCUUGAAGACGAUGAGAAACUGGUUUGUAGUAGCAUCGACUCACCCCUUCACCAAGUGGCUCGUCUUCCUCAUAACCAUUCUUCCUACAAUGAAGAUUAUUCGUUUGAUUUCCCACCAAUCAGUUUUACAGCAUUCUUUGGAAGUAAGAUCCUAAGAACUUGCUUGAAAAAAGUAAAGCAAAAUAGCAUUAUUGGAAACAGGUCCUCUCACCUGGAUAAUAAUGAAUCGUGUGUUGCUCCUGGCUGUGAUUUGGAUUGGCAGCACAAACUGACUUCGGAACUGCAUUGGUACAAUACAUACGUACCAAGAGACAGAAAGCUUCAGCAUGACUAUACCUACAAAUACAAUCAGCAGAUACGUAAGGAAAUCGUGGCAUGUAUUUCAUCGUUUGUAGUCUCAACUACUGUCUUUCUAGGUAUUUUCUACAGCAUAUGGAGCAUCCUAUUAAAAAGUACCAGUGUCCAGCCACUGCAAAAAGAACAUGAUCACGACCAUUCCAUCUGGCCGUCUUUGCUCGGAUUGUUUGGUUUUAUGGUGCUUAUUUGUGCUGUUGCUGCAAUGAUUCUUGUUGGUGCGGUAUUCACUCGAACGCAGAAAGCUACGCUUAUCUUCUGGGUCGUUUUGAUGCAUCUCCAAUCAGCUAACUCAAUCAUCGAUGUUUUUGUAAUACUAAUCGGUGGACUUUUCAUGGGGUGGUAUGCUUUUUGGAGAAAAGCAACCACCAAAAGAAGUGAUAUGAAUAAAGAUGCUAAAAAGCUGUCAGCUCAAACAAUUAUAUGAAUGUGUGUGUUUAUUUUAAUAUCAAUGUUUCCUCUAGAAUUUAUGUUUGUAAUUUGCAGCUGUAAGAAGUACCUUAGCCUAAUGUUGUCAUUCAUAUUCAUAUCAUCAUAUGGAUUUGUAUACUGGGCAUUUUCAUGAAUCUCCCCCUCCUACUGGGAGUUGUUUGUUUCUCUUCAUCAAUCGACAUUGAUUAUUUCAA